AUGGAACCUAAUAAUCCUUCACAAAAUAACAAUGAUAAUGUUUAUCCAUCAAAUAUAAAUUGCAACUAUAAUCAACCCAUGAUGAACAAUAAUAAUAGUUCAAUGCCUUAUGGAGAUGCUAAUUCACAUUUUCAACCAUCUAUGGCCAACUCUAAUGCUUCAGCUCAAUCGCACCCUUCGACAUAUGCCUCACAUACUGGUCAUGCUAAUGCCAAUCCACCGCUAUCCGCAAACUAUAUUCCUAACCCUAGCCUUCUCCAACCAAGUCAUAACAUCCUUUGUUUUGACAUUCCUGGCUUUAAGAUUAUUAUCAUUCCU
Molecule: messenger RNA, 318 nt
Organism: Funneliformis caledonium
Lineage: Eukaryota; Fungi; Glomeromycota; Glomeromycetes; Glomerales; Glomeraceae
Source: the annotation of a GenBank genome assembly